UUCAGCUCUCCUCGACGAGCACGGACAAGAGUAUAGUACAUCGAAGAAGCGGAAGUAUCAGUAUUCACUAUUCAGUACAGUGUAGUGCACUGCUGCUUCGGAUUAAGAACAGAGGACGGGUCGAGCGAUGGCGACUUUUGCUGCUGCAACUGUGCCUCUUCCAGGCCGCGUCGCCGGAUCCAGGCGGUGCGUGGUGGCGCGGGCGUCCGCGACGAUGGCGCCGGCGGUGCUGGCAGGGAGGACGCACUACGAGGUGCUGGGAGUGGGCGCGGCGGCCAGCAGAGGGGAGAUCAAGGCCGCGUACCGGCGCCUGGCGAGGGAGGUGCACCCGGACGCUGUUGGUGGUGGUGGUGACGAGCGGUUCAUCCGGCUGCACGCGGCCUACGCAGCGCUCGCCGACCCCGACCAGCGCGCGCGGUACGACCGGGACGUCGGGGCGGCGAUGUUCCGGCGGGCAGCGGCCGCGCCGGGGUUCCGGCGCCGGACGUGGGAGACGGACCAGUGCUGGUAGGACGGACGAGCAGGGCUGCUCUGCUUUCCCCAGGCAUGGGCGCGGCGCGGCGUCGCGAUCGUGGACCCUGGAGGAGCCGACGCGCCGUCAGAUCCAAAUUAGACGGCCGAGGUCGAGUGACGCGACGCACACUGGACACCGCGAGAGACGUUUUUAAAUCUCUUGUGCGUUAUCAUCGAAAUGCAAAUACUAAUAUGUAAAUUGAUUAGCUGUCUACUGUAAAUUAAUCGCUAAGUAAGGAAUAUGCUACUGGAUCCUCUACUUUGUAGAAGGACGCUGCUACACGGUGCUAUAGCACCGGUUAGUCUUA
Lolium perenne is the source of this 821-nucleotide messenger RNA. RefSeq lists its product as uncharacterized. The record is from RefSeq and is a predicted model, not a curated record. Lineage: Eukaryota; Viridiplantae; Streptophyta; Magnoliopsida; Poales; Poaceae.